AUGUUGAGGGGGGGAGGUCUUACCAGCAAGGUGCUAAAGAUAGGAAAACGCUGGUUGGAUGACAAAGAAAGUGCCUUUUUUACCACAAAAAAAAAAGAAGGAACAAAAAAUGCCUUAUCCAAAUGCAUCGAAAUUAACAAGGCAAUUUUGAAAAAUGAAAGUAUCCUCGAAAUAGUAAAAAUAAUAAAGAAGAAUGAAAGAAAUGCCAAUAUAAUUAACUACGUAACGUUCGUUCACAGGUUAAUGCAAAUCAUAUGCAGUGGGAAGGAUGAAUCCAAUUACUUAAAAGGUGUAACGUAUAUCCAUGACGAAAUAGAGGAAAAAAUUAACAUCAUUUUUCAGUAUUUUAUUGACCAUAAGAAAAGCGUUAAGGUUGAUAGCUACAACAAAAGGCUCUUUUCCUCCUUCAUAUGGUCGCUUAGUAAGUAUGCCAGUCUGUUCAGAGGUGAUGGCACCCGGAACGUCUUUGCGAGUACGGCGCCGCAAAGCAGUUUGGCACGUCCAUGUAAGGGUGAAGGGGAGUGGCUGAAAAGGGCUCUUGUCCUAAAUGGGCAGGGGGAGCACUCCAGUGGUGUGCACAGUGUGUGCCUAUCAAAGGGUGAUAAUAGCAACGGCAUGGUCAGAAGUGCCCCUCUGCAGACAACUUUUCAGCAAAGGGAACAAAACCGAAGCGAUGGAAAAACUCGCUCAUGCGAAUCAGUCAGGGGGACCCCCCCGCCGUGUAAUAAGUUCAACCUGUUAUGCUAUUAUGCGGACGCGUAUUUGCCAUCCUUAAAUCCCUCUCGAUAUGUCCUCGUGCUUUGGUCAUUAAGCAAGCUGAAUAAGCAUUUCAAGGAGCUACACGAACGGUACUACGAGAGGAGCACGAAUCUCAUACCUCUGCUGAAGAGUAGGGAGCUGAUAAUGCUGCUGUAUAGCUACUCCCAUGUAAAUUACUCAAACCUACAUUUUUACGUAAAAGUGAAAGACUUUAUUAUGAGCAGAAAUGCACAUAGGCAAAUGGUCCGUGCGGGGGAACACGAAUCGGUGGUCAACAUGCUUCUCUCAUUUUCGAGGCAAAAUGUAUUUCCCCAAGAUUUGCUCGAAGGUACGGUAGACCAGAUUUUACAUUCGAAGGGUUUUUUAAAAUCUAUAAAAAGUAAGGAUCUGAUAACCCUCCUCUUUUGCCUUUGCAAAUGUCCCUUUUUAUACACACCAGUGGAAACCCCCUUUGGGGCGCUAAAAGGAAGGGAGAAAAAUAUAUGGGCGAGAAAAAAUAUCCUUUUGUAUGAAUGGCUAAAAAGGGAAAUUAUGAAUAGGUGCUGGAAAGGGAGGAGCCCAUGCGGGGAUACAUUUCAGACGGAGGGAAAAAAUACCCGCGAGGAGGUACCCCUACACAUGAGCACCUACUCUUUGGAAAACUUGAUUCUAAUCGUAUGGUCGCUCAGUCUUAAGCAUAUAUACUCAGCAGAACUGCUCCUUUGCUGCUUUGCCAAGUUAUCCCAUUAUUUGAAAAAUGAGAACUGCGUGAAUGGGUCAUAUCCCAUGUUGACGAAUUUUUAUUUAUCCCUUUUGUCCUUCUUGCUGGAAGAUGGGACGGUCAUUAAUUUGUAUUUUAACAAAGCAGAAUUAAAUGCCCUGCGUGUUCUGCACAACCAUGUGGGCACCUUUGAGAACCAUUUUGGGACAUUCAAAAAGGCGAUAAACAUGAAUGGAAGGAAACAUGACGUGGAGGUCUCCGGCAUGCAUAAGGUUAUAUACAAUUUGGUCUCCAACCUUUUUAAGGGAUCCGAAAAGGUAGCCGUCUUGUUGGAACAUAAAAACGGGGUGAAUUUGUCUGUGGAUAUUUUGCUCCUUCAAAGGGGGAACACUACAAGGAGGGAGAACGAACACGGUGGGGUGCCUCCACGUGGUGAAUUCUUACGUGAGGAGGUAUCAUCCCAUGGAGAGAAGAUGAAUGAACAGGCUUAUCACAGCGAUGAGGGAGCGGCGAAAUGUGCAGGGUGUGCAACGGGGAAGAGCUACGUGGCUAUUGGCUCCCCGUUUGUAAUAACCCCAAAACGCACAUCACUAGGGGCGCAUCAAAAGUGUAACUACCACAGCAGCGCCGAAGCGGAUAACAUAAAAAGUGGAACUUACACCGAAGAGACUCCCAACGUGAGUGCACCGAUUGAGAAGGCAGAUAUCCCCAGCGAUGAGGUAAGAAGUAGCUUGCUCAGCUUCAUCGAAAGGAUAAAAAAUGCGAGUGACAAAAUGGACGCCAAGGAAUUGAAAAAAAUAUUCAAAGAGGUGCUAACCUUCUUUGGGAAGUACUUUACCCAUAUGAACGAUCAAGAUGUUGUCAGUUUUUUUUACAAAUUUUCUGCCCUUUUUCCGAGACUAUGCGAGUUGAGAGACCGUGGCAGGAUGGUCAAUGGUGGGGGAGAAGACUUUUUAAGAAUUUUCUCCCUCUUCCAUGGAUAUACCACGAAUACCUUUUUUCAAAAUGUGAACAAAAGGAAGACGCAUCACCUCCUUGACGUGUGCUGGGUCUACUUCCGAUACAUGAAAUAUUUUUGCUCUUUAUCGAAGGAAGGAAAUUCAGAUGGGCCUAGAGACAGAGAAAGCGUAGCAGGAAUGGCCACUAAAAAAAGGCUAUCCGGGGAAAUAAAAAAAAUUGUAGACCUAUUCGAUCAUGUUGUAAUGAACAAAAUGAUAAAUGAAGAAAUGAUAGCAAAAAUGUCGUCCAAAAAUAUGGCCCACCUGAUUUCCAUUUUUUUGCACCUUAACAAUUCGAGCAUGAUAGGAUAUUUAAAAAAGAGUAAUUUUCACAAUGUUCAUUUUAGUGUGAAAGAUAUUCUCCUAAUUUUGAGUGCUUUAGCCAAGUCCCAUUUUGAAUGGAAAACUGAAAGAAGCUAUUUUUGCAACAAAUUUAUUGAGCAUAUAGACACCUGUGGGGUGCGGGACUUAGUAGAAUUUACCCAUCUGUGCGCGGAGUUAAAAUGGAGCAGUGAGCCUAUCAGUACGCAUAUUAAAGAUAAAGUUAACUCGUGUGUUCCCCUCCAACCGCUUGCAAAGCAGCCAUUUGUGGAGCGAAGAAGCAACUGCUAUGGGGGAGGGGCAGCCGUUUCUUCUCCCUCCUCCGGGCAGACAAGGCAGACAAAAUUCAUUGAGACCUUCGAACAGGAUGAGCUAGCCCUUUUCGUGAGGAACUGCUACCGAAUGCACUGCUUCGAUCGACAUUUUUUUGACACACUGUGCGACUCGGCGCUGAGGAGGCGCAGCUCGCUGAGUGUGAAAAGUCUGUGUAUUUUGCUGCCCUGCUUCGCGCGCGUUUAUUGCCUGCACGGGGUGGACGCGCAUUUCGCUAGCGGAAGGAGUGGGGGAAGCGAGUCCCUCACCAGAAGUGGGCACACCGUUCAGUUGGCCCAUCCCAGCGACCAUCUCGAUGCAGACAUAUCCUCCUGCAGGUACGACGUGCCCGCGUCUUUAAAGAAGCUCGCCAAGCACGCGGAGGCGAAAGUGCUCUCGAGCAGGAACCCCAAUUUGUUCAACCUGGCCUAUUUUAUGGAGGCAAUUACGCUGCUCAAAGUUGAAAAUAAAAGGGCGUAUGAUUUAUGCGUGAAGGAGGUAGAGAGGAAGGUAGGAAUGGGCAUACAAAUCGGAGGCACAAACGGAGCCACAAAUGGAGAGAGGAAAAGACAAAGCUGGGGAGAUACACAUAAGGAGGUAAAACUGCUGGGGAAAAUUUUAUGGUGCAUGUCGUAUUACCAUAAAACGGAAUUUACCUUGGCAAGGAAAAUUACUAACUUUCUGCUAACGAGGAGGAUAUACCAAAAUGUAUCCCCCGAAAAUUUUAUUUCCAUUUUUUUGUACUACAUAAAAUCGAGGGUAUACAACAGAAGGUUGUUCCAUGAAAUGGGUCAAGCAAUCACAACGAGCAUAACUCUGCGCGAUUAUUUUGUUGGCGGGGAGGGCAAACAAAGGGGAGGCUUCAAAUUAAGCGUCAUCACCGAACUGUUUGGAACGAUGGCAUGGGCGUACGCAUUUACCUGUUGUUAUGCACACCAGGUGGAAGAUAGUGGCACCAAUAGGGGGGAAAAAUAUAUGAGGCAAAAAAGUGAAACACAAAAUGAUCAACUCUUUUUAAACAAAAUAUACUCCUUCCUGCUAAACGAAAUUAAAACUCUCCACAAGUAUAGGGGAGUUUCUUUUUUACUCUUAGCAAGAUAUUUAUGGGGCGUUGCAAUUGUGAAUUUAGUAAAUGAAGAAGUAGCCCAUUUUGUUAACACCUACAAUUGGGACGGUGUACGAAUUAGGGAGCAAAAUGAUAUGCACCUACACAUGAUUGUUACCUUCUGGUUAAGAUUAAAAUAUUCCCAUCAUGGCUUUCACCUUUGCGAGGACUUCCUCACCUUGAAGGAUCGUAUCAUGUGCCAACUUGGGAAAAAGCAAAAAGAGUUAAAAAAUGGCCACCAUGCUGCUAGCGAGAAGGUGUCAGACUUCCACCAGCAGGUGUGCCAAGUGUUAGACAAAUUUGGAGUGAAAUACGAAAAUGAGCACAUGGCGCAGGAACUUUUGUCCAUCGACUUGGCCAUAAGGGAUGAAGCGGCGGGGGAAAGGAUUGCCGUUGAGGUGGACGGCCCAUCCCACCAUUUGGUGCUUCUGGACGAGACCGACCCGAGGGCUAAGAAGAUGUAUGCCCCAUGUGGAACCACCCAUUUUAAAAACUGGCUGUUGAGGAAGAUGGGCUGGACGGUCAUCAAUAUCGAAGCGCAUAAGUGGAAUAAACUCAGGAAAGAAGAGAAGGACGCCUACGUGGUGGGCAAACUGACAAGUUGCAGUGAGAGCCUUAACAACCACUUUGCGAAGUGGGUCUCACCGAAUUGA
Messenger RNA from Plasmodium vivax (malaria parasite P. vivax), 4848 nucleotides. RefSeq lists its product as hypothetical. Lineage: Eukaryota; Apicomplexa; Aconoidasida; Haemosporida; Plasmodiidae. The record is from RefSeq and is a predicted model, not a curated record. The transcript is spliced from 2 exons. Bases 1 to 4848 code for a protein of 1615 amino acids.